AUGAUUCGAGAAAACUCUGCCGCUGUCUAUCUUGCUGCUUUAUCGUUGAAUGACAUUAUUGUUUUAAUAUUUGCACUAAACAGAGAUUUGUCACGUGUCUGGCAAAUUCAUGAGCAUUUAACACCUGGAUCAUGUGAAAUUCAGAAUAUACUAUCACCUGCUGUACAGUAUGCUUCGCCGUUAUUUGUUCUUGCUUUCACUGUGGAGAGAUGGCUAGCUAUAUGUAAGCCAUUUGCUAUUGAUCGAAUAUGUAGUCCACGCAGAGCAAUCUAUAUCUGUUUCUCAAUCAUCAUCGGGACAAUAUUAGUAUGUUCUGGACAUGCAUACAUAUUUGUUACUGAGACAAAUACAUGUAGUAAACGUCACAUAAACCCCCUAAUAAUAAGUGUAUAUUUAUCAUGUUUAGAAGCUGUAUUUGCCGGUGUUGUACCUUUACUGGUACUAAUUUUCAACUGUUUAGUUAUUAAGGAACUGGCAAGAGUUCAUCAAGCUAACAAACAACUAGCCCUUAUGUCUAAUCACUUAUCGUCUUCAACAUCACCACCAUCAACUUCCAUGGGCAUACAAAAAGAAUCACAGAAUAAAACAAACACUCAGCGUAGAAGCAAGAUGAAAUCGUGUUUUAAAAAUUUUUUUCAACAAAGAAUAUAUGUAGAUGUUCACGUCCACAAACGAACAGAAAACGAACAAAUGAGAAAUUAA
Molecule: messenger RNA, 702 nt
Organism: Heterobilharzia americana
Lineage: Eukaryota; Metazoa; Platyhelminthes; Trematoda; Strigeidida; Schistosomatidae
Source: the annotation of a GenBank genome assembly